Molecule: messenger RNA, 1226 nt
Organism: Chiroxiphia lanceolata (lance-tailed manakin)
Lineage: Eukaryota; Metazoa; Chordata; Aves; Passeriformes; Pipridae
Product: noggin-2-like
Exons: 1
Coding region: 520-1155 (211 amino acids)
Biological process (GO): negative regulation of BMP signaling pathway; osteoblast differentiation; negative regulation of cell differentiation
Source: RefSeq, a predicted model, not a curated record
CCCUCCUCCCGCCCCCUCGCCCGGCGCGCCCGGCUAUAAAGGAGCGUUUUAUUCUCGGGCUCCGGUCUCACGCCAAACCCUGUCACACCGUCUAGACGAGCUGUCGUGGGGCUCGGCCCAGCUGUCACCAUGGCGAUGGAGACGAGUCCGCUGUGAAUUUUGGGGGGGAGCGAGCGAGAGCGGCGGCGGCGGCGGCGGAGGAGGAGGAGGAGGAGGAGGAAGGCUCGGCCGCCGCCGUGCCGUGCCCUGCCCUGCCCCGCGGGGGAGGCUCGGACCCCCCGGCGCUACCGGCCGCGGCUGGAGCCGGCCCGGCGGGGAGCCCCGGGAGCCAGCGGCCGCGGGCGCGGGGCGAGCCUCAGAUGCGGCUGUCACACAACCCCGGCCGGGCUAUUUAAAGUAACGGGCCCCGCCGGACACUGGUGUCUCUGCCUAUUUAUGAGCCCCCGGGAGCCGGCGGGCGCCGCCGGGCAGCGCUAGGAGCCGAGCCCGCCGGGAGCAGCGCCGGGGCCCGCCCGGAGCAUGACGGCGAUCCGGGCGCUGCUGCUCUGCCUGUGCCUGGGGCUGCCGGCGGGCGGGCAGCCUUUCCUGCGCCUGCGACCCUCGCCCAGCGACAACCUGCCCGUCAAGGACAUCGUGGAGCACCCGGACCCCGAGUACGACCCCAAGGAGCAGGACCUGGACGAGAGGACGCUGAGAAAGAAGCUGGGCAGCCAUUUCGACCCCGGCUUCAUGGCCGUGGCCGUGCCGGGGCCGGCCAACGCCUCGGGCGCCGCGGCGGCGGCGGCGGGGCGGGGGCGGGCGGCGCUGCCGGCGGAGCUGCGGCGGCUGGAGCUGGGGCCGCCCCGGGGCCCCCGCCUGCGGCUGGGCAAGAAGGCGCGGCGGAAGGUGCUGCAGUGGCUGUGGGCGCACACCCACUGCCCCGUCCUCUACGCCUGGAAGGACCUGGGGGUGCGCUUCUGGCCGCGCUACAUCAAGGAGGGCAACUGCCUGGCCGAGAAGUCCUGCUCUCUGCCCGAGGGCAUGUUCUGCAAGCCCGUCAAGUCGGUCACCAAGACCUUCCUGCGCUGGCACUGCCAGGGCUGGUCCAGCCAGAAAUACUGCACCUGGAUCCCCGUGCAGUACCCGCUCAUCUCCGAGUGCAAGUGCUCCUGCUAAGCCUCCCCGGCCCCUUGCACUGCCGCCCUCCUCCUCCAGAUCACUUUAGGGGGGAGGUUUUUUGGGUGGGU